AUGGUUUAUCGAAAGCGGCACUUACUCGUUACUUUGCGUUAUUGUUCGUGUUGGUUCCGGAGGUUGCGUACUUUUUCAGAAAUCACUUUAAAAUGUUGGUUAUCAGAACUUACGCGUUUCAGAUGCCAUCGCAUCGGCCAACGUCAUCCCGUUCUGAUUGUGCGCCUAGUCACGGCGGAUACUAUAGACGAGACGAUACUGCAAAGGGCGCACAUCAAACGCGGACUUGAACGUCUGGUACUUUCGAGUGUGUCCCACUCCGAAAUCUCUACUCCACCGUCACGUGAGUCCUCUUCUCCUUCGCUUCGAUGGAAACGACUACGCAACUAUCUACACGACCCACAGAACACGGCACUUGGUCUGUCAAGUGUGGAAAUUGAACGCUUACUUUGUGGCAAGGACUACGAUAAGGAGGUGACUCAGGUGGAACACAUUUCGGACGAUGCAUUGCACAGCCUUUUGAAUCGUUCUGACUUGUACAUGGAAUGGGAACGAUUGAAAUCUGGCGAAUCUUCGCGCAACACCAUACUCUGCGAGCCUGACCUUGAUUAUGAAUCCAACGAUGUGGAGCAUUGCGGUCCACCAACGGUACCUCCUUCAUCCAAGUUCGAUCCCUCGAAUCUGUCCCCUUUGCCAUCCUCUUGUCGAAAUUCGAAACGACGCAUGACAGACUAUUCCGGUUUGUUGCAAUCCCCCUCACUGAACCUCACCAAUUCUGCACCCUUGUCGGGGAAUCAUGUAGAGUGUACCACCACUUACAACAAGGAUCUCCAGCCGUUUCUUUCGUUACCCGAUUCGCAGACUGACUUCGGUUGGUCCCCCGAACCAUGAUUGUUUUACUCGUUCCGCAGCUACGCGAUUGAACCUGAUGUUUUGG
Dicrocoelium dendriticum is the source of this 877-nucleotide messenger RNA. NCBI's taxonomy places the organism in Eukaryota, Metazoa, Platyhelminthes, Trematoda, Plagiorchiida, Dicrocoeliidae. The record is from the annotation of a GenBank genome assembly.